GAGGAGGGGGCCUUUAAUAGGCUCGCCCAGAGCCUGGUUUGCGGCGCUGCGAGUGGCUGGGGUUCAGAGAAGCGGCGGCACCUCCCUCUAGUUCUCCGCAGCAAGUCUUUGCCCUUGCACUUGACAGCGAUUGUACUUAAGCUCCCAGAGCGCGCUCUGCUUGGAGGGCACAGGUAAGAGGCGCGGGCUGUGCGGUGCACGCUCACUGCUCCGGGAGGCCUCCCCCUCCUUUUGCUCUCCUCUCUGGGAGCUGUGGGCUGCCGGGGAGCGUUGGUGGUUCCGUGUGCCGGCUGCAAGACGACCGUGCGGCGGCCGGGAAGCCCUGCCGAGCCAUUCUGAGAGCGCGGCAGUGCGCUGCCCGGCGCCAUGCUUCUGCUGGGCAUCUUAACUCUGGCUCUCGCCGGGAGACCCGCGGGGGGCUCAGAGCCAGAGCGGGAGGUGGUGGUACCCCUCCGACUGGACCCGGACAUCAACGGCCGCCACUACUACCGGAGGAGUCCGGAGGACUCGGGGGAUCAAGGACUCAUUUUUCAGAUCACAGCAUUUCAGGAGGACUUUUACCUACACCUGACGCCGGAUGCUCAGUUCUUGGCACCCGCCUUCGCCACUGAGCAUCUGGGCGUCCCCCUCCAGGGGCUCACCGGGAGCUCUCCAGACUUGAGGCGUUGCUUCUACUCUGGGGAUGUGAACGCUGAGCCGGACUCGUUUGUCGCGGUGAGCCUGUGCGGGGGGCUACGCGGAGCGUUCGGCUACCGAGGCGCCGAGUAUGUCAUUAGCCCGCUGCCUAACGCCAGCGCGCCCGCGGCGCCGCGCAACAGCCAGGGCGCACACCUCCUCCAGCGUCGGGGCGCCCCGGGCGGGCCUGCCGGAGAUCCCACCUCUCGCUGCGGGGUGGCCUCAGGCUGGAACCCCGCCAUCCUGAGGGCUUUGGACCCUUACAAACCGCGACGGACCAGCUCAGGGGAGAGACGCAGCCGUCGCAGGUCAGGGCGCGCGAAGCGCUUCGUGUCUAUUCCACGGUACGUGGAGACGCUGGUGGUGGCGGACGAGUCAAUGGUCAAGUUCCACGGCUCAGACUUGGAGCAUUAUUUGCUGACGCUGCUGGCCACGGCAGCACGACUCUACCGCCAUCCCAGCAUCCUCAACCCCAUCAGUAUCGUCGUGGUCAAGGUGCUGCUUCUCAGAGACCGCGACACGGGGCCCAAGGUCACGGGCAACGCGGCCUUAACGCUCCGCAACUUCUGUGCCUGGCAGAAGAAGCUGAACAAGGUGAGCGACAAGCACCCUGAGUACUGGGACACAGCCAUCCUCUUCACCAGGCAGGACCUGUGUGGGGCCACCACUUGUGAUACGCUGGGCAUGGCUGAUGUGGGCACCAUGUGCGACCCCAAGAGAAGCUGUUCUGUGAUUGAGGAUGAUGGACUUCCGUCAGCCUUCACUACCGCCCACGAGCUGGGCCACGUGUUCAACAUGCCCCAUGACAAUGUGAAAGUGUGUGAGGAGGUGUUUGGGAAACUCCGAGCCAACCACAUGAUGUCCCCAACACUCAUCCAGAUUGACCGUGCCAACCCCUGGUCAGCCUGCAGUGCUGCUAUCAUCACUGACUUCCUAGACGGUGGGCAUGGCGACUGCCUCCUGGACCAGCCCAGCAAACCCAUCUCCCUGCCUGAGGACCUGCCUGGUGCCAGCUACACCCUGAGCCAGCAGUGCGAGCUGGCCUUUGGUGUGGGCUCGAAGCCCUGUCCCUACAUGCAGUACUGCACCAAACUAUGGUGCACUGGCAAGGCAAAGGGGCAGAUGGUGUGCCAGACUCGCCACUUCCCCUGGGCAGAUGGUACCAGCUGUGGCGAGGGCAAGUUCUGUCUCAAGGGCACCUGUGUUGAGAGACACAGCCUCAAUAAGUACAGGGUGGAUGGCUCCUGGGCCAAAUGGGAGCCCUACGGUCCCUGCUCACGCACCUGCGGUGGGGGUGUGCAGCUGGCCCGGAGGCAGUGCAGCAACCCCACCCCUGCCAACGGGGGCAAGUACUGCGAGGGGGUGAGGGUGAAGUACCGAUCCUGCAGCCUGGAGCCCUGCCCCAGCUCAGCCUCUGGCAAGAGCUUCCGGGAAGAGCAAUGCGAGGCUUUCAAUGGCUACAACCACAGUACCAACCGGCUCACCCUGGCUGUGGCAUGGGUGCCCAAGUACUCAGGGGUGUCUCCUCGAGAUAAGUGCAAGCUCAUCUGCCGAGCCAACGGCACUGGCUACUUCUAUGUGUUGGCGCCCAAGGUGGUGGAUGGUACACCAUGCACUCCUGACUCCACGUCGGUCUGUGUCCACGGCAAGUGCAUCAAGGCUGGCUGUGACGGGAACCUGGGCUCCAAGAAGAAGUUCGACAAGUGUGGGGUGUGUGGGGGAGACAGUAAGAGCUGUAAGAAGGUGACAGGACUCUUCACCAAGCCCAUGCACGGCUACAAUUUUGUGGUGGCCAUCCCUGCGGGCGCCUCGAGCAUCGACAUCCGCCAGCGUGGCUACAAGGGGCUGAUUGGAGAUGACAACUACCUGGCCCUGAAGAACAGUCAAGGCAAGUACCUGCUCAACGGGCACUUCGUGGUGUCGGCUGUGGAGCGCGACCUGGUGGUGAAGGGCAGCCUGCUGCGGUACAGCGGCACCAGCACUGCCGUGGAGAGCCUGCAGGCCUCCCGGCCCAUCCUGGAGCCCCUGACCGUGGAGGUCCUCUCUGUGGGGAAGAUGACACCUCCCCGCGUGCGCUACUCCUUCUAUCUGCCCAAAGAGCCUCGGGAGGACAAGGCCUCCCACCCCAGAGACCCCCGGGGUCCCUCGGUGCUCCACAACAGCGUCCUCAGCCUCUCCAAUCAGGUGGAGCAGCCGGACGACAGGCCACCUGCACGCUGGGUGGCAGGCGGCUGGGGGCCUUGCUCUGCGAGCUGUGGCAGCGGCCUGCAGAAGCGGGCAGUGGACUGCCGUGGCUCACCAGGGCAGCGCGCAGCACCUGCCUGUGACGCAGCCCAUCGGCCGGUGGAAACGAGAGCCUGUGGGGAGCCCUGCCCAACCUGGGAGCUUGGCGCCUGGUCACCCUGCUCCAAGAGCUGUGGCCGGGGAUUUAAGAGGCGCCCCCUCAAGUGUGUGGGCCACAGAGGGCGACUGCUGGCCCGGGAUCAGUGCAACCUGCGCCGGAAGCCCCAGGAACUGGACUUGUGCGUCUUGAGGCCAUGCUGAAUAGGAGUGCCCCUUUUUCUUCCUCACUCUUCACCCCCCUGGUGCUGCCAGCAUUGUGGCCAGCAGGAGCCACGGGCAGAGGGCAGUGGCUGGGGACCCGUGCCAGACGUCACCCACAUCCAGGGACAAGGACCACGGCAGCGGGGAGAGGUUCCUCCUCCUCCUUGGCCUGGGCGGGGGAAGCUAAGUAACGCGCAGUCUACCUCACGCCCGGCUUCUCCGGGCCCUGUCUCUGGGAGAGGCUGAGAGGUGCAGGUGCUGGGCAGGAGGCGCUGGGGCCCAGUUUCCCAGAGGCCUGGAGGACAGACACCUCGCAGGCAGAACUUCAGGGACCUUGGCCCCCGUAAGGGAGGCUACAGACUGCUGGAAGGGCCAUGGCUUAGCAGCUUGGCACCCUCAGGCGGCCCCAGGGGCUCUAAGACGGCUCCAAACAAGGCAGGUUUUUAUGGUGCUUUCAGCCCACUUUCCUUUUCUGACUGACGUUGACUAAAUGUAAACCUGGCUGGGGCAGGCAGAAGCUGAGGGGCAGUGGGAUGAGGUGUAACUGGAGCCUGGGCCCCUCCGUGUGUGUUGGGGGUCCUGAGGGUGACUGAUCGCCCUUUGGAAGAGCCACCUUCUCUCCUCGACUCAUCCGGGAUGUGAGGCCAGUGUCCACAUGGGUAUCCUCUGAGGCUGAGCCAGUGGAGACAGGGAGUCAGUAGGGUGCUUCUUGCCUUCUUCAAGAGGGAUGCAGCCGUUAAACAAAGAUGCUGAAAUUGUCAGGGAUGAUGGGUUUAGUGGCUGAAGGAGGGAGUUUGAGGAAUGAUCCGGAAGGUUCUGCUGUCACUGGGUCUGGAAGAGCUUUGUGGGGAGGUCACCCUGCAAUGGGGAAGAAGAGCCCCAGUUCUGAUGGAUUCUUCCUCCAGAGAGGCUGAUAUAAAAUAAAUACAGCUGAUGGCCUUCAGCUUGGUGUCACCUCAGAGAAUGUACAAAGAGGCCACAGUCCUGUACCCACUAAGAGAAGCAUGGCGGAUGCCAGGGGGAGCGAGGUGCUGGGCAUCCAUGUGCCCACAGGUGGGUCUUCACCCAGACAGCUCUACAUGGUCUGGCUUUGGCAAGUCCUGUUGAUCCUAGCUCAUAGUUUCUGCAGUUGGAUAAUGGGGUUCACUGUUUGCUACCUCAGGCUAUGCUCUCUGGGAACCCACACUUGUCCUGUCCCUGGGGCAGUGGUGACCUUGGUGCUUCCAGUAGACCCAGCUAUUGUCCUCUGCAGACUGAGUUGCCCAGACCCAAAGAUAAGUGGGUGGUGCAUGGCUUCCUGCUCCCCAUAGCCCAGCCACCCACUGGGGCUUCACAUAAGAAGACAGGGCAUCCUUUCAGGGGCCUCGGGGAAAGGUUUCGGGAAGCUUUAGGAAUCAAUGACCUGACCCAGGGGGCUUGGUGGCGACCAGAGGGAGCUCCUGUUUAUCUUGGAGGCAUACUGGGGAAGUAGAGACAGGGCGAUUCCCAUAGCUCCAGGUGGAAAGGUGUGGGGUUAGAGACUCACUGGCCAAUCAGGAACCCUGAGGGUACAGCUGGCCCAGCGUGAAGUGGGAGAUCCUGCAUCUGAGCGUGGGUAAUGAGUCCCGGACUCGAGUGAGGUGACAUCAGAGCAAGUGUCUUCCUUCAGAAAGGGGUCCAGUCCUUCUAUUCAGUUUCCCUUGAUGGUCAGAGUCCACAAGCCAGCCUGCCAGUCAGGCAUGCCUUUGGGAUGGGGUUCUGAUCCAGUGUAACCCCAGCUGAGCCCUCGAAUGGAGCUUCCUGGGAUGGUGUUCUGGCCCAAUCCAGGCCAGGGCUGAGCCCUUGAAUCGAGCUCCAGCAGCAGGGUAGAGGGCGUGCAUGUCUCUGAGACAGGCUGCUGUCACCCCUGAAGAAUGCAGAGAGGCAGAGUCAUCCUCUCUGCACAAGAAAACACUGCGGGGCUGCAGGGUCAAGAGGCACCCAGGGCGCCAGGACAGAGGUGGAUCCCUGCUAGCUGACGACAGCGCUGUACCCCGUGCUUGGUGCGUCUGUCCUCAGUGAGGAGAGGGUGGCACGGGGGCUGUGCAGGAUGGAACAGGGUGGGUGGGAAGGGAGCUGCCAUCAGUGGGGGUGCCUGGCCCCCUAGCAGAGUGGCUUCAUAAAGCAUUUCAAGGAGGGACAAACAAUCUUGUUCCUGACACAAGCUCGGUCUCAAUACUCUUUCUGUCAAGAUGUAUUUUUUUUUUCCUUUUUAAAAGAGGCAUGACCAGGACAACUUGUGAGGUUUGUCUUGUCUUUGAUCAUUUUACUAAUUCAACCACACUCUCCAAGGCUGAGCAGGGACAACCCUCAAGUUGCAGGCUUCUGGUGAUGGGAUAAAAAGCUACGGUGGUAUCUCCUGUCAGUGGGAGAAGAGGAACAUCCUGGGGGCUCCAGCAAUUUCUUCCACGGGGUGUGGGCUAGUAAGGCUCUGGCAUCAGAGUCCCCUGCCUCCUCUGCCCAUCAUGUGCACUGACUUGGAGGAGUCCAACCUUGAGGGCCUUGCUGUGCUGGAGUGGAGGCUGUGAAUGCUGAGCACAGGUGGAGGGGCUGGAGUAUUAGCCUGGGAGUUGGUUCCCAAGGGCACUAGACACUGUCACUGUAGAGCCCCCUUUGGUGUUGGUUCUUUUGCAUGCUAUGUGCUGCAGAAGGGUGGGAGGAUCUGGGCACUGGCUGGGCUGUGUAUACUAUGUAUACAUGGGGGCUGGCUGCUGCAGGGACAACAGCCUGCUCCUAAUAAAGUUGUAAGUAUUUAAAACC
Manis pentadactyla (Chinese pangolin) is the source of this 5997-nucleotide messenger RNA. It is a transcript of the gene ADAMTS15, whose product is annotated as ADAM metallopeptidase with thrombospondin type 1 motif 15. Gene Ontology annotation, biological process: extracellular matrix organization; proteolysis. The coding region runs from base 367 to 3219 and encodes 950 amino acids. Gene Ontology annotation, molecular function: metalloendopeptidase activity; zinc ion binding. Lineage: Eukaryota; Metazoa; Chordata; Mammalia; Pholidota; Manidae. The record is from RefSeq and is a predicted model, not a curated record. The transcript has 8 exons.